This is a messenger RNA of Acanthamoeba castellanii str. Neff, 894 nucleotides long. RefSeq names its product PhzF family phenazine biosynthesis protein. Gene Ontology annotation, biological process: biosynthetic process. Gene Ontology annotation, molecular function: isomerase activity. NCBI's taxonomy places the organism in Eukaryota, Discosea, Longamoebia, Acanthamoebidae. Gene Ontology annotation, cellular component: cytoplasm. The record is from RefSeq and is a predicted model, not a curated record. The transcript is spliced from 5 exons. The coding region runs from base 1 to 894 and encodes 297 amino acids.
AUGGAAGUGGAGGUGGUGCAGGUGGACGCAUUCGCGGCGGAGCCGUUCAAGGGCAAUCCGGCGGCUGUGUGCUUCCUCCCCACUUCGUCGGGAGAGCACCAGCGCGGCUGGCCUUCCGACCAGUGGCUGCAGCACCUGGCGGCCGAGAUGAAUCUCUCCGAGACUGCCUUCCUCCUGCCCUCAAGCGAGGGGGAGGCGCACUACGAGCUGCGAUGGCUGACACCGACGGUGGAGGUGGAGCUGUGCGGGCACGCCACGCUCGCGGCUGCCCACGCCCUGUUCGAGUCGAAGCGCGUCGCGCCGCACCUCCCGAUUGUCUUUCACACGCGCAAGGCCGGUCUUCUCACUGUGCACAAGCAUCAAGAGUGGCUGCAGAUGGACUUCCCGGCCGAGCCGCCGGUGGCUGUUCCGCCCGCGGAGGUGCCAGCCGGCCUUCUCCCCUCGCUGGGACUCACCGAGGAUCAGGUGGUGGCGGUUGGACGCAACAGGUGGGACCUCUUCGUCGAGGUGCGCGCGGCGGCCCAGGUGGUCAGCCUGUCGCCCGAUCUCGCGCGCCUGGCCGCCGUGACCUCGCGAUGCGCCGUCGUCACCGCCCGCGCUGAGGGUCCGUCUCCCGACUCCGACUCUGGCGUCGACUUCGUCUCGCGGGUCUUUGCGCCCGCGGCCGGGGUCAACGAGGACCCGGUCACCGGCUCCGCGCACUGUGGGCUCGCGCCCUACUGGCGCCAACGGCUGCAGAAGAGCAGCCUCCGCGCCUUCCAGGCCUCCAAGCGCGGCGGGCAGCUGCGGCUCGAGGUCACCGACGAGGGGCGAGUGCUGAUCAGCGGACAGGCGGUGACCGUCUUCCACGCCCACCUGCGCCGCCCGCCCAAUUAUGAUGACGCCAGCCAGUGA